UCGUAUAGCUUUUGCAAGGAAGACUUUGUUAUCGUGAGCUUCAUCGCAGAGUUCAUUAACACAUGCACCAAUGCUGCCUACAUCUUCUAUGCUGCGCGUGCCCUUCGUCGAUUGCCCAAAGACGCCUCUUUUGCUGCAAAAUCUCUGUACUAUGGCGUUGUACUUGUCGGUGUCUGCUCAAGCUUAUUUCAUGGCCUCUUGUCAUAUCACGCCCAGAUGGCGGAUGAUACAUCGAUGAUUGUUGCUACUUCGAUCGUGCUCCAACGCGCAAUGACAUACCAGAAAACUCCGACAUUUAUAAACUGGUUUAGUGGACUCUUGCUUCCAGCUGUCAUUACUGAAGCAACAUACCACGUUAUGAUGGACGAACAGACUGUACACGAGCUCUCCUUUGUCUGUCUCAUCAUCGUAGUCGCUGCCAAGACUCGAUCUCUGAUCAAACUCCGCGUUUCACAACCAAAAGACAAGAAAAUGCUGCAGAAAGCCGUCAACUUCGGUGCAGCUAAGUCUUGCGCUAUUUCUGUAUCUCUUGUCCAACUCGACUUUAUCUUCUGCACCAAACUCACUUCAAUCAAGCGCGUAUUGGGUAUGCCUUGGGCCUUUCUACUUGAAUUUCACGGAUGGUGGCAUAUUCUCACAGCUGUUGGAGCACAAUCACAUACCUUCACGAUCGUGGUUGAUAUCCUUACGCGUGAUCGAGUCGAGCUUUUGGAGGAAGACUUUACCUUAUUUGGUGAGAGAACCACGGUAGUAAGGACAAAGGGCGACUGA
Aureobasidium pullulans EXF-150 is the source of this 771-nucleotide messenger RNA. RefSeq lists its product as uncharacterized. The transcript has 4 exons. The record is from RefSeq and is a predicted model, not a curated record. Lineage: Eukaryota; Fungi; Ascomycota; Dothideomycetes; Dothideales; Saccotheciaceae. The annotation marks the transcript as partial. Gene Ontology annotation, cellular component: endoplasmic reticulum membrane. Gene Ontology annotation, biological process: ceramide catabolic process; ceramide biosynthetic process.